Oldenlandia corymbosa var. corymbosa is the source of this 651-nucleotide messenger RNA. The record is from the annotation of a GenBank genome assembly. Lineage: Eukaryota; Viridiplantae; Streptophyta; Magnoliopsida; Gentianales; Rubiaceae.
AUGGCUACGGGUUUGAGAGAAGUUCCUCCGCCUUCCCUUGAUUCUUCCUCGGACCCUCCAGUGCUCUUUGAUGGAACCACCAGGUUGUACACAGCCUAUGUAUGCCCAUAUGCGCAUCGUGUGUGGAUUGCAAGGAACUAUAAGGGAUUACAAGAUCAGAUAAAAUUGAUUCCUCUAAACAUGCACAAGAGACCAGCAUGGUAUAAGGAGAAAGUUUACCCGUUAGGCAAGGUGCCGUCUCUAGAACACAACAACCAAAUCAAAGGGGAGUCCCUUGAUCUAUUGAAAUAUCUGGAGGAUAACUUUGAGGGCCCUUCGCUUUUCCUUGAUGAUCCAGCAAAGGUAGAGUUUGCAGAGGAGUUGCUGGCCUACUCAGAAACCUUCAAUGCAUCAGUUAUUUCUUCUUUAAAGGAGCAUGAUUUAAGUAAAUCUGGUGCUGCCUUUGAUUACAUUGAAAAUGCCCUUGGGAAAUUCAAUGAUGGGCCCUUUUUCCUUGGUUGUUUCAGUCUGGUGGAUAUAGCUUAUAUUCCAUUCAUCGAAAGGUAUCAAGUCUACUUGUCACAGGUGAAAAAGUAUGACAUUGCAGAAGGCAGGCCGAAACUGGCAGCAUGGAUUGAGGUACACUUCCAAAAUUACGCUCAUGUGAAAUGA